AUGAAGACCUCCAUCAUAUUCUGGUUACUUGCUUUUUCUCUAGCUGAAGCAUCUGCUCAGUUGACGAACUCUAAUGAACCCAGUUUCCAGAAUCAACUUCCAGGUCCAGAUAAAAAUGGCGACAACUUGGUCGAUCCUUCCACAUAUACAAGCACAGUAUAUGAUGGCCCGUUGUCCGAAGACGCGUUAGAAAACAGGGAAUACGUCAACCAAAACGGACAAGCCGUAACGUAUACGUUCCCAACGAAUGGCCAAACGACUACUACCUACAACGGAUUUACACCAAGUGGCACAACUACAACGUACCCCUCUACGACUACAACUCAACAAGUUACGUACCCGACAACAACGUAUCCGUCUACAACCCAACAAGUUGAUCUAGAGAAAGAGAUCUGUGAAAGAGUAACCAAAUAUCAACAUUUAUUUGAACCUAAAAUACCUACUGGUGGUAAAAUAGAGAAUGAUUACAAUAAACCUUAUGAAAUGGCACAGGCAAAUAUUCAGAGAUGCCAGUUAUUGGUAGAUCAGUUAUUAGAAGCGAAGUCGUCUAUGUUGAAAGUUUUAGACCACAAACCUAAAAUCCAGGAAAUUGUGAAUAAACACAUGAGUAAACGACCCAUUAAAAAGAAAGAAAGACCCUAA
Molecule: messenger RNA, 642 nt
Organism: Lottia gigantea (owl limpet)
Lineage: Eukaryota; Metazoa; Mollusca; Gastropoda; Lottiidae
Exons: 3
Coding region: 1-642 (213 amino acids)
Biological process (GO): negative regulation of transcription by RNA polymerase II
Cellular component (GO): Sin3-type complex
Source: RefSeq, a predicted model, not a curated record